This is a messenger RNA of Aspergillus ochraceoroseus IBT 24754, 1473 nucleotides long. RefSeq lists its product as uncharacterized. Gene Ontology annotation, biological process: transmembrane transport. Gene Ontology annotation, molecular function: transmembrane transporter activity. Gene Ontology annotation, cellular component: membrane. NCBI's taxonomy places the organism in Eukaryota, Fungi, Ascomycota, Eurotiomycetes, Eurotiales, Aspergillaceae. The transcript has 8 exons. The record is from RefSeq and is a predicted model, not a curated record. Bases 1 to 1473 code for a protein of 490 amino acids.
AUGGCUGAUCUGAAAGAAGCCGAAAAGGUGCUCGACUUUGAGCUGCAUAAAGUCUCCCGUAAACCGACUCUCCAUACAGGAGAGAUCAUCCUCAUUCACCAGAGCCACGGCCCGGAACUUACACGUUCUCUAUCCUGGCUAGGCGCCUUGGGAUUAGCAUUCAGCAUCUCCAAUUCGUGGAUUGGCUAUGCGGCGACACUAGGAACCAUGCUCACAUACGGCGGCGGCCAGACAUCGCUUUUUGGCGCGAUUUUAGGCGGAGUCGCGCAGUGGAUAGUGCUCUUGGGAACAGCAGAGCUGGCUUCGGCGUUUCCGUCGUCGGGUGGCCAUUACCAUUUCACCUAUUGGUUGGCUCCACGGGGGACGCGGAAGUUGGCCUCGUUCACGGUGGGCAUGAUCACGCUGUUGGCCUGGUGGAUCAGCUUAAUCUCGGGGCUGAUAUACAUUACUACCUCGGUUUUCGGGAUCGUCGCCUUUUGGACCCCCGGGUUUGUGAUACGCGAAUGGCAGAUAUAUCUGGGGUACUUGUUGGCAAUGCUUCUUUCCUUAAUUCCUCUUUUCUCGGUUCCUGUGGAGAAGACCGACUACAUGACCCGGACAACCCUUGCGGUGUCGAUUGUUGGGCUCGUGGUGACAAUUGUCAUCCUCCCCGCUAUGGGCGGUAAUGACUAUCAUCCGGAAAACAUCAUGAUCAAUCGCAAUCAGAGCGGAUGGGCGACGCCAACCGGGUGGCUUUUGAGUAUGGCCCAGGCUGAGUACUCCUUUGUUGGAGCAGGGACCAUCGUUCAUCUCGCAGAGGAGACUCCGAGACCUGAUCGAAUCCUUCCGUUCGUGAUCAAUAUGACGACGCUAAUCGGCUUGCUGGGAGUGAUACCCUGGGUGAUUGGCGUGCUCUGCGGUAUUGACGACGUGGAUGCAGUCCAGAGAGCAUUCGUACCGAGUCUCGAGGCUUACUACCAGGUGACGGGGAGCAAAGCGGCCGCGACCUUUCUCCAAGCGUGCAUAGCUUUGAUUUGUUACAAUAACGGUCUCCCUUUCUCCCGAUACUGGAACCACAUUGACCCCCAGUACAAGUUCCCUGUCCGGACUGCUCUCCUUUCGGCUGCGUUUACCGUGCUUUUUGGCGUUAUCUACAUUGCCAGUACUACAGCUUUCAACUCCAUGAUCAACAUUACCACCCUCCUGGCUAACGUGGCGUUCACCAUCCCGCAGGGUAUCCUAGCCAUCGGCGGUCGAAACAAGCUACCUGCUCGACAUUUCAAUCUGGGGCGGUUUGGGUAUCCGGUGAAUAUCUUUUCUGUAUUGUGGCUCAUUCUGUCCGGGGUGCUAUUCUGCCUGCCGGUAACGCUUCCAACUACCUUGAGUUCCAUGAACUAUGGAUCAGUCGUGCUAGUUGGGAUCUUCCUCGCCAUUCUACUGAUGUAUAUCGAACGACGAGGGAAGUUUUCCGGACCACAGAUUCUCCACGCUUGA